GAAGGCUUCGAAUAUCGUGAUGCUUUUAUUGCUCACGUUGAUGCCGUGCAUGGUGGUUUCCAACGCUAUCGAAAUGCUUGUUGGUUCCUGGAAUCUCUAUGCCCUCAUGUGGUUACUGCUCAGGAGGUGAGGCACUAUGUGAGCAACUAUGCCACCUUUUUGCGACUGGGAGCCAUGGAUUGGGAAAGGUCUCUGGUUGAAGCUGUGUCGCAACCAGAAGCUUGUUUGGAACAUGUUCUUCGACGUCGAUGUGCCUGUGUUUUCUGUGCUCGAUCAUUUUGGAUGGAAGAUUUGAAAGAUGUAUUUUUGCAAGGGGAUCAAUGUUUCAUGCAGAAUCCGGAUGCAGUUUGGGAACUCAUUGGCGAAUUGAAAGCGCCUGCAGUGAAUAUGGGCACCAAGAAUAAACCAAAGUUGGUGCUGUUGCACAAACGCCGUGUUUCGGAGGCAGCUGUUUGUGGUGAGGCUUUAGUCGGCAUUUGUUCCGACUGUGACGCUGCAUUCAGCGGAAAGAAGCCAAGUUUGUGCAGAUUCGCUUUGGCCAACGAUAUGUGGUUGGGCCGCAUUGAUCCAUUGCUGUUUGGCUUUGGCGCGAACUGUGGCCACCAAAGUGGUCUUGCGUUGCAAGAAGCACAAGACCAGCAAGAGGGGCAAGUUGCAGUUCGUAGGAUUGCUCAGUUUCAGCUUGACAAAGCAUUGUUUGUGGAUCAAGCCAACUGUUUGCGAGACACGAACCCAGUGUAUGCUGAGGGCGUGACUGAGAUCAACCGAGACCUGUUGACUGAGUGGGUGGAUCAACAAGUCCCGCAGCCCAUUUUGGAUUGUGUGUUGACAGUUCCAGUCGGAGAAGGAGGUCCUGGAGUGAUGCGUCAAGAAGGUCCGGCGAAUGCCACAAAACAACGCACGACACCGGAUGAAGAUCCCGUGCUUUUUGCGAUGGAGUCUGAAGUCUCUGAUUUCAAUAGCAAACGAUUGGACCUGUCCAAUCGCAUUGUGGUGCUUUUACAAAAACUGGAAGAGCUAGAAGCAGCGGGCGCACGAUCUGUCGCUCUUGAAAUGGAAGCCUUGGUUGAGGAUGAAGGAUCGCAGUGGGUGGAUCAGGCUGGUCGAAAGCGCAUUUUAGAACUUUGCAAUGAAAUUCAUGAGUCGUGUGAAAAGGUGUCCCACGCAGGCAUGAGGACCAAAUUGGAAGAAGAACUUCGUGAUAUUGUGGAGGGCCGGUCCAGGUGGCUUCUAAAAAGUGAGACCAACAGUAAUGGAGAGCCCAGCUUGGCUGAAGUCGACGUGACGACGGCAAGCGGUGUGGGAGCCGAAGUCGACGUGACGAUGGCGAGCAGGGAGCGAUCCGGCCAGGUAGAUCGCAGUGGACCUGGACAUUUGGUGGUGGCUCGAGGCAAGAAACCACUCAGUCUUUUGGAUUGGAAAAUUUGGACCAUGUCCCGGCCACGCUUGUGGCGAUAUGGUGAUGCUGCGAACUUGUAUCCUGAUCGAGAGGUACCUUUGGCCACCCGGGAGUGGGCUGCAUGUUUGCUUUUGCGGGAGGAAUUGGAAUACAGUUUGAGUGAUGAUGUUCACGAGAGUCCUGUGCAAAAUCGUUUUAGUGGCGAUUGGAUGGCCUUGCACAUGAUAGCCACAGUGUCCCGCUUGACGGACCAACAUGCGGCAACCUACAAUUUCUUGAAGAAUGGUGGCAUGGUGUUUGCUAAGACUCUACGAGGAUUGUCUGCUGAAAAGUUGGCGCAGGCAGCGAGAGUGAGCAAAGAUGCGGGUGCGUCGUUGCAGCAGUUGCACACCACCCCGGGCAUACCUCGAGAGGUCAAGGAUGCCCUGCAUGCCAUGAACGAACGGCGCAUCCAGCGCCGAUGUGCCUACAUGGAAACCUUCGGUCCGCCGAUGAUUUUCGUCACUCCAAACGUUGCCGACAUUCAGCACCCCUUGCUUUUGAUCGUGCAAGGAGAACAGAUUGACCUUGGAGCGGUCAGUGCUGACAUGGCAUCGACUUUGCCAAAAUACCAAGAUAUGCUUCGGCGUGUGGCCCAGGAUCCAGUCGGGCAAGUCGUGCAAUUUGAAAUGUUGAUGAGGUUAUUUUUACAGCACGUCUUGAAUGUGCGGCCAGAGACCCUGGAUUGCCGCCGCAACUCUGUCAGGGCUGCGUGCCGGGAGUGGUGCAGCGACGGUGUCUUGAGUCAACUGACGGAAAUCUUGCGCACCAAGCAGCACGAACUGCGACAACGCUUGAAAGAAUUCAUGCAAUUGGCGGUGACAAGUUUUGAAUCCAUUUCGCAUGCUUCUGUGCAAGCGGCUCCACGUUGUGUUGGAAGUGAUAUUUUGGAUGCACCUGUCAAGAUCACGGAGGUGGCGCGUGAUCUCUUCAGGGGUGAUGGUGGCUCGGAUAAGGAACUGCUGGAACAAUUCAAAGAGAAAACACCUGAACAAGAAGAGUAUCUGCUGUGA
Molecule: messenger RNA, 2451 nt
Organism: Durusdinium trenchii
Lineage: Eukaryota; Dinophyceae; Suessiales; Symbiodiniaceae
Source: the annotation of a GenBank genome assembly